This is a messenger RNA of Humulus lupulus (European hop), 764 nucleotides long. RefSeq names its product acyl-acyl carrier protein thioesterase TE1, chloroplastic. The record is from RefSeq and is a predicted model, not a curated record. Gene Ontology annotation, molecular function: fatty acyl-[ACP] hydrolase activity. The transcript is spliced from 4 exons. Bases 35 to 691 code for a protein of 218 amino acids. Lineage: Eukaryota; Viridiplantae; Streptophyta; Magnoliopsida; Rosales; Cannabaceae. Gene Ontology annotation, cellular component: chloroplast.
UCUUUAUUUAUUGGGACAAAACACUAGUGCCAACAUGUUGCAGACCAUCUCAUUAUUACCAGCCUACAAUAAGCCACCCGUGGCCACGUUACUCCAUCCACACCGUUCAUCUUCAUCGUCACCGUUACCAUGUGGCCACGUGUCUCCAGUGACUCAUGGCGGGCUCAUCAUGAAUCCGCAGAAGCGUCUCCGGUCAUUCUCGGCCAAUAUGAAAUGCAGUAGCACUAAUAGUAUCAUUGACGAUACCAUCAUCAGAAAUGGACAGAGAAUAAUGAUGAGUGAGUAUUUCGAUGUUCAGCUCAAAGUUCGUGAUUAUGAGCUCGAUCAGUAUGGUGUCGUAAACAACGCUGCCUACGCAAGUUAUUGCCAACAUGGUUGCAUUGAGCUUAUGGAAAGUAUUGGUGUAAGUGGUGAUAGAAUUUCCCGCACUGGGGACGCAUUAGCAAUCUCAGAAUUGUCAAUCAAAUUCCUUUCACCUUUAAGAGGUGGAGACAAGUUUGUGAUGAAGGUGAGGUAUUGUAGAAUUUCAGCAGUACGCACAUACUUUGAGCAUAAAAUCUUCAAGCUUCCCAAUCGUGAGCAGCCUAUUUUGGAAGCAAAGGCCACAACAAUUUGGUUGAAUAAGAAGUAUCGCCCUACACGUAUGCCGUUGGAGAUAACAUCUUUACUUGAUAAAUUUUUUACCCGAUAAAUAUAUAUCUAUCUAUGAAAGAAACGAAAAUGACUGUAUUCAAAUAAUAAUAAUAAAUUUAAUCUAAUUUGUA